CGCGGAGGCGAUUCCGCGUCUGAGGACGAGAAGGGGCUCCCGGUGUGGCCGUUUGAGGGCAGGUAUGACUAUAGGUAGAGAAAUUUAAACUUUUAGUUCAUGCAGGAAACUUCACCAGCAUCUAAUUCAAGCAGAGGUAAGAUCUACGAAUUGAAAAUGCCAUCUUUGGCGGAAAUUGUUGUUAUUAAGAGAAAUGGGACUGAUGGAACUCAUUUUCCGCUCACUUCAAACUCUUGUGUGUUUGGAAGGAAAAAAGAAUGUGAUAUUCGAAUCCAGCUUCCUCAAGUUUCUAAAGAACAUUGUAAAAUUGAAAUAAAUGAAAAUAAAGAAGCAGUGCUGUUUAACUUGAGUUCUGCGAAUCCAACACAGCUAAAUGGGACUCUCUUUCAAGAUCCCACACACUUAAAACAUGGAGAUAUACUUACAAUUAUUGAUCGUUCUUUCAGAUUUGAAUAUCCACGUUCAUCACUUCCUCAGAAGAGACUUUCUAGAUCUCAAGAGAAGGAAACAUUACAGAUUCUUCAUGUUCAGCAUAUGCAACAGAUGGACUUGCUGCACCCGCAGAACUCAGAUUACAAAAGUUCUCCGAUUACUGACAAGAAAUUUGAAAUUUGCUCUCCUAAAAGAAAUGAGAAAAGACUUCAAAAACAAUACAGCACAGCUGAAUUUAAUUGCAAAACGCCGAGCGUUGAAAAAGCAAAUGAAUUGUCUCCUUUUAGCAAACUUUAUGAAUUAAUGAAACAUAAAGAUGGUACAGGCAAUGUAAAGGAAAAUACUGGUGAUGAGACCUUGCUGGAAGAUGUAUUUUACUCAAGAUCUAGGAGGUCCGCAAUGCGUCGAGCAAAGUCAACUAAAGUUGAACAAUCUGAAGACAGUAAAAUUCAAGGAAACCAUGAUCUUGUAGCAAGUCCAAUACCAACAUUUGAAGAGAAGAAUUCUGAAAAAUCACCAAACACUCAAAAUUGUGAUACACGACAAAAACAAGAAUGUGAAGGUACAAAUCAGUCAGAUGUUAACAACAUAGAAGAUGAUGAAGUGGGAAAGCAUGCACAUUUUAAAGCCAACCAGCAGAGCGCACAGCAUUUCCCUGAAACAAGUAUACAGUCAUUGGACGAUGCAGAAAAGGCUAAGUGCCUUAACAAAUUUAACGUAAUAGAUGUUUUCACAUCUGUAGAAAAUGCUUUGCCCAAAACAAAGCCUAGCUGGGAGAGUACUCAGAAGUAUUCCAGUCCACAUUCUAGAAGGUCUAGAAGAUCUUCCAAGUCCAGAAGGACAGGGGUUGAAGUAGAGUCACUGAACAGAAGGAAGAGCUCUGGAGAAAUGAAAGAGUGCCCUGUACAAGUUAGUGAGCAGGAGCAUGAAUCUGGUAUUUUGGUUGAAAAUAUAUAUUCUAAAGCAAAUGAAAAUAGAGAGCUGGUCACAGAAACAGCGCCUAAUCUGAAAGACUCAGAAGAUGGAAAUUCUAGUACUGUUUUCAGUUCACGUCAUCUUAAUACUAGUGAAAACUGCAAUAACAACAUUGAACUAAAUAAAACUAUUUCAAAUGGAUAUUCUUGUAUAGAGGCAGUAGAUAAAGAAUCAAUGAUUCCUGCAAAUCUUUCCCAAACCAGUGAAAUAAUGGCAAAUGAGAUUCCAGAAAAAACCUUGGAAACGAAAUGUCCUGCAAAUGAAAAUAAAAAAAUAGGAACAGAAAGCCAUGAGCAGAAUGUUAAUAUGAAAAACGAUAUGCCUACUUUUUCCAGUUAUGAAAGCAGAGUUCAAAUAUCAGCCAAGGUUAAUGCUGUUUCUGAAAUGAACGUGUUAUGUCCACUUAACAAAAAGUCAGAGGCUAGGAAAUCACCUCAAAAGCGUAGAGGUACAGAACUAGAUCUUCUAGUCCAAUCACUUGGAAAGAGGAGGAGAGUGUCUUUUGGUGGCCAUCUGAGUCCUGAACUCUUUGAUAAGCGCUUACCUCCAAACUCGCCACUUAAAAAGGGGGCCAUUCCAGCAAGAUUAAGCAUGCCAUUUGGAAACUCACCAAGAGCAGUUCUGAAAAAAGCUGCAGAAGUAAGGCAGUCUGUAACACAGGGUUCCUUUGAGAGGAAGCAAUAUGAAAAUAUUGUGUCAAGGCAAGCUGACUUAGAUAGUGUGCCCCAAAGGCAACAGUGUAUCUCUGAUCCUCAUGUUGCAAGAAGUCUAUCUUCAGAGGCUGAAGCAACUUCUACACAAGAGAGGCAUACGGAUAGCUUAGUCAGUGAAUUUAAAAAAGCAGCAUCUAAUGCCACUUCAUCGUUAAGGAGCAAAACCUGUACGAGGAGAAGUUCUAUAAGUAGAAAAAGUGGAACUGUGGGUACUAUUCGUUCCAAAAGACGAAGUGGUGCUUCUGAAGCCAACUUGAUGGUUGUGAAGUCUUGGGCAGAAGUAGUGAAACAAGGUGUUCCAAAAGUGCAACUGAAGUCUGCUUCAAAACAGGUGUUUAAAACAAGAAAGACGAAGAAAGUGGCAUCAAAAUCAUCAAAGAAUAAUAAUUCUUUAAAAACACCAAAAAGAAAAAUUAGUGGUCACUUCUCAACAGGACAUGCAAAUUCUCCUGCUCCAAUUGUGAUUGGAAAAGCUCAUACUGGAAUUUUGAACGUAACUGCACAGGUUCCUACAGUGAUGAACAAUUAUCCUUUGAAAAAGCAUUGUGACCUCAAUGAAAGUUUUACAGGGUUGGCUGAAAUGUUCUGCAGUCCACCAAAUGGAAAAGAGAAAAGUUUUGUACCAGAAACUCAGAUAUCAGAAAUAAAUGCAUCAGAAGAAUUUGAAAAAAACUCUGUUUUGGAUGUUAAUAUUUCAAGCCAAAAAAGAGCUUACAAGAGCAGUAAAGAUGUAAUAUCUCCAGCACUGGAAGAAGUAUCACAAAUACCCAUUCAUGAUAAUUUAAUGGUAUCACUAAAUGAAAGAAAUAUAAUGGGAAUGGAAGAAAAAAACCUGCAACAAGAAUCAGAACCAGGCAGACAGGUUUUGGAAAUCAAGAGACUCUUGAAGACAAAGAAGGAAAAAUCUGAACCUCUUGAGGCUCUUUCAGGGGUCAAGAGGCUCCUGAGGACACCAAAGAAAACGUCAGAGCCAGUCGAGGCGCUUUCAGCAGUCAAAAGACUCUUGAAGACACCUAAGCAAAAGUCAGAGCCAGUCGAGGCUCUUUCAGGGGUCAAGAGGCUUUUGAGGACACCAAAGCAAAAGUCAGAUCCAGUUGAGGUGCUUUCAGCAGUCAAGAGGCUCUCGAAUAGACAUAAGGAAAAGUCAGAGCCAGACGAGAUGCUUUCAGAAGUCAAGAGGCUCUUAGAGACACCUGAACAAAAAUCUGAAUCUGAUGAGACGCUUUCAGGAGUCAAGAGGCUUUUGAGGACACCUAAGGAAAAAUCUGAAUCUGAUGAGACACUUUCAGGGGUCAAUAGGAUUUUGAGGACACCAAAGCAAAAGUCAGACCCAGUUGAGGCGCUUUCAGCAGUCAAGAGGCUCUCGAAUACACCUAAGGAAAAGUCAGAGCCAGACGAGAUGCUUUCAGAAGUCAAGAGGCUCUUAGAGACACCUGAACAAAAAUCUGAAUCUGAUGAGACACUUUCAGGGGUCAAUAGGAUUUUGAGGACACCUAAGGAAAAAUCUGAAUCUGAUGAGACACUUUCAGGGGUCAAUAGGAUUUUGAGGACACCAAAGCAAAAGUCAGACCCAGUUGAGGCGCUUUCAGCAGUCAAGAGGCUCUCGAAUACACCUAAGGAAAAGUCAGAGCCAGACGAGAUGCUUUCAGAAGUCAAGAGGCUCUUAGAGACACCUGAACAAAAAUCUGAAUCUGAUGAGACGCUUUCAGGAGUCAAGAGGCUUUUGAGGACACCUAAGGAAAAAUCUGAAUCUGAUGAGACACUUUCAGGGGUCAAUAGGAUUUUGAGGACACCAAAGCAAAAGUCAGACCCAGUUGAGGCGCUUUCAGCAGUCAAGAGGCUCUCGAAUACACCUAAGGAAAAGUCAGAGCCAGACGAGAUGCUUUCAGAAGUCAAGAGGCUCUUAGAGACACCUGAACAAAAAUCUGAAUCUGAUGAGACACUUUCAGGGGUCAAUAGGAUUUUGAGGACACCAAAGGAAAAGUCAAACCCAGUUGAGGGGCUUUCAGCAGUCAAAAGAUUCUUGAAGACACCUAAGGAAAAGUCAGAGCCAAUUGAGGCUCUUUCAGAAGUCAAGAGGCUCUUAGAGACGCCUGAACAAAAAUCUGAAUCUGAUGAGAUGCUUUCAGGGGUCAAGAGGCUUUUGAGGACACCUAAGGAAAAAUCUGAAUCUGAUGAGACACUUUCAGGGGUCAAUAGGAUUUUGAGGACACCAAAGCAAAAGUCAGACCCAGUUGAGGCGCUUUCAGCAGUCAAGAGGCUCUCGAAUACACCUAAGGAAAAGUCAGAGCCAGACGAGAUGCUUUCAGAAGUCAAGGGGCUCUUAGAGACACCUGAACAAAAAUCCGAAUCUGAUGAGACACUUUCAGGGGUCAAUAGGAUUUCGAGGUCACCAAAGCAAAAGUCAGACCCAGUUGAGGCGUUUUCAGCAGUCAAGAGGCUCUCGAAUACACCUAAGGAAAAGUCAGAGCCAGACGAGAUGCUUUCAGAAGUCAAGAGGCUCUUAGAGACCCCUGAACAAAAAUCUGAAUCUGAUGACAUGCUUUUAGGAGUCAAGAGGCUUUUGAGGACACCAAAACAAAAGUCAGAGCCAGUCGAGGAGCUUUCAGCAGUCAAAAGACUCUUGAAGACACCUAAGCAAAAGUCAGAGCCAAUCGAGGCUCUUUCAGCAGUCAAGAAGCUCUUAGAGACACCUGAACAAAAAUCAGAACCUGUGGAGGUGUUUUCAGCAAUCAAGACACUGAAAACACCCAAGCAGACUAUGGCGCCUCUUGCUGAUGAUAUCUAUACUAAAUCUAGGUUAUCUACUGAAGAAGUAUCAAAAGACAUGAUUGGAAGUGUUACCAAAAAUAAAACACAAAUUAUGGAAGAUACAAAUAUUAAUGACAUUACUGAGGAAGUUAAGGAAACUGUGAAGACAAUAGAAGAUAGAAGAAAUAAUCAAAUGAUGUCAGCAAAAGAAAGAUUUGAACCCAUGAAUAAUAUGGUUGGCAGCAGUCAGACAUUGAAAGCAUCAAAAUCUAUGCCAACUGAUGACUACUUGGGAUUGCAGAAAUUUAUGGUUGAACCUCGAGAGAGUUCUGUAAUUCCUGAUAUAGGUUAUACAGGUGUCAAAGAAACGUUGGACACUGAAAAUGAUAAGGAUAAAAUGCCGGAAUCUCUGAAUUUUGUGGAAGAAAAUGGAUCUUAUACCAGUUCCAGAAAUAAACUGGACUCCAUGGAAAGUGUGCCUGGAAGUUGUGAAGCAAACCUGGAAAUGAAAAUUGAAAAAGAAUCUCAUUUUCCAGUUACAAAAAGUAACAGUAGUGUUCCAAACCAUGUAGGCCACAUUGCAUGUAAUUCAUUUAGUGAAUUGAAAACAGAGUUCAACAACAAAACAACCAGAACAAUCUCUCUCUCUGAAAACUACGAGCCAGAUGGAAUGAGUUUCAAAAAUGAAGCCGAAACUGAUUUUGUAAAGGAAGCAGCUGAAAAUUCUGAUGCAUUAAAACCAGAAAACCCUGAACCACUUGCUUCGGCUAGAACUAGGAGAAAGAAGAUAAAUGACUGCAGUUCUGCAAUAGAUACAAAGAUGAUUCAGAGGCCUACAAAGAAUAGAUCAACAUCAGCUAAUUGUGAGCAAAUCAUUGAAAGUUUUGACAGCCACACAGAACUAAACCCAUCACACAAAUCUGAAAGCAAUUUUACAACAAUUGAACCAACCAAAUUAUCUAAAAGAGGAAGACCAAAAAAGCAAUACGUUGAAACAAAUGGGAAUAUAGGAUCUGACAACAUAAACUAUACUCAGGAAUUAGAAAAAUCUUUAAAGGAAGUAACAGUGGAAAAACAGCCUGUAAACAGGAGAAAAGUGCCAACUAAAAGAAAAGGAAAAACUGUAACAAGUAUGGAUUUGGAAGAAAAUGGACCAAUUCAAGAAAACGAAAGUGAUUUAACUGCCAAAACAAGGCUAAGAUCUAGAAAUGUAAAAAAGAGUGCAAGUGAUGUAAAGACAUUUGCCAAAGGUAAAGCGAAUGAUACAGUGUCAGAAGAAGAAAGUAAUAAAAGAAAUAAGAGAAGAAAGAUGGCCGCAACAGAAUCAACAUUAAUCACAACUUUGAAUGCAGAUAGGCAUGAAAAGCAAAAAUGUACAAUAUCUAAAAUAUGUAAAACCGAAGCUUCAGAAAAUAAUAUAACAGCAGUGGAAGAAAAUUUAGUGAAGAAGAAAAAAGUACAAUUUCUACUUAGGGAGUCCUUUAAGGCUUCUGAAGAAAAAUGUGCACUUAGUUAUGAGAGUAAUAUUCAGAGAGAAGAAGAAAGUCAAACUGAAAACAUUUGUAAUGGGAUUCCAAAGGUUUCCCUAGAAAUCAUGCAAACUCCUGUGGAGCCCAGUCCUCCCAGAAUAGAAAAGCUAUCAAGAAAGAAUCUGCGUAGCAGAGGUAGAGGCAAAAAAUCAGUUUUCAGUCCUUCUGUAGAAAGUGAAAACAAUCGGGCCUCUGAUGGGAAAGAUCAUGAUGUGAUUGUCAGUCUAAAAGAAAACCAGCCCAGAAGAGGCAGAAGGAGAAAGAUAGAUCAAGUUCUCCUCAAAUCUAUUCCUUUAGAAAAUAAUACUUCUGGAGAUUCAGCAGUGAGCAAAUGCCCUUCAUCCCCAGGCGGAUGUUCUUUGCCACAAGUUCAAAAAGAAAAUUUUGAAGAAUCUGAAAUGUUGCCAUUAGAAAAUGUGCAAAGUCAUGAAGGGCGCAUUCCGCCAAAAAAGGUAGUAAAAGAAAAUCCACCCAGGAGGGGAAGAAGCAAGCAAGUCAACGAAACAUCCGGUAUUAAAGAAGCUGAUGUCCAAGGUCCAAAUAUGGCCAUCAGACAAGAGGAUAAUCAGUCCAAAAGGACAAGAGGGAAGAGAGAUACUCAAAAAUCCUGUUCACUGAAGAGCCAAAGGACAGUGAAAGAGAAUCCACCCAGGCAAGGCAGACGUAAAAAAACUAUUUCUGGUGACGUUUCUAUAAAUUCUGACAGUGCACACAUAAUCCCUAUAAUAGAGGAAACUAUGGAUGGCAAAAAUGCUUGUCUUGCAAAGGAGGAUCAAUCAAAAGUAGGUAGAAGAACAAGAAACACUGUUGUAUUCCAUAAAAUCCUUUCUGUCAAAAACGACACUUGUCCAAACAGAGGGGAACAUUCCGAUGAACAGCCAAAUGAAGAUUUGAAGACAGCAAAUAAUGCAAGUGAGAAUUUCACCUACAACUGUAGAAAAAGGAAAGCUGUUCAUGAAAUUUCAGCGAACUCAGUUUCUUCCAGUAAAAAAUCUGAAUGUAUUGAUGAUGACAUUCAACAAAAUGGAAAGAAAAAUUCAAAAACUGUAUCAAAACAAAAUACAACCAGAAAUAAAAGGAAACGAUUAACACCUUGUGGAAUGAUGAAUGAUGAACUAAGAAUUAACAGUAAAAAGAGUCCACUAGUAACAGAUAAUGUUGGUCCUUUAGAAAACAAUUUUGGAAAACACCAAUCAAAGAAGCAAAGAGAAGAAACAAAUAUUACAUCACUAGUUUCUCCCUCCUUGAAAGUGAGUAUCACUUUGUCACCAUUAUCCUCUAAUGAAAAUCAAAAUGGAAAUUGCAAAGUUUCUGUUGGGAAAAGGGAAUUAGCAAAACUUUCAGGUACAUGCAAUAUAAUGACACGCUCUCUCAGACGAAAGGACAUUAUUCCAAAAGAAGAACUUGUUCAUGAAACCCAAAACAAAGAUUUGCAGAAAACAGCUAUGGUAACUGUGAUAAAUCAAAGAAGAGGUAGAAGAAAAAUUAAUAAACUUGAGGCUGCUGAAGAAAAAUGUUCACUAUCUGGAGGCAGUGAUAAUUUUCCUAAUGAACAAAUUCUAAAUAAUGUUUCAAAUAAAAAAGUCUCCUUAAUGGGCAAGGCACCGAAAGUUCCUCAAAUAAAAACCAUGACUCAAAACAUCAAUAAAAAUGAUUCAUCUAAUUAUGACCAAAAUAAAAAUCUUAAGCACUCAAGUAUGCUGGUGCAAAAGAGUUCAUCAGAACGUGCGAAAAGAAAACAGAUUAACAAUUCAGAAACAAGUACCAUUGCUAACGUGGUGAAAAAUGUAAUUCCGGAAAAUAAAUCAACGGUAUCUAAAACAGUACAUACAGUGCAAACAAGAGGGAAAAAGAAAAAGAAAGAAGAAAAUACCACUCUGUCGGCUGAAUUGCCUAAAGAAACCGAACGCAGGACAAGAGCAAGCAAAAGAAUAAGAAAAUAGAUUAUAAUAUUUGUUCUGAGUGAAUUUUUUAAUCCAAAAAAUUACGGCCUUAAAACUGCGACAUUUGAAAUGCUUCAACAUUUGCUUCAGCUUAACCUAUGACAUUGAUAAUACCUAAUGCAAAUAUUUUGUAAAUAGCUUUUUAAAAUAUUUUUUAAGAUUUUUGUUGAAAAUAUU
Messenger RNA from Thamnophis elegans (Western terrestrial garter snake), 8520 nucleotides. It is a transcript of the gene MKI67, whose product is annotated as marker of proliferation Ki-67. The record is from RefSeq and is a predicted model, not a curated record. Bases 100 to 8343 code for a protein of 2747 amino acids. NCBI's taxonomy places the organism in Eukaryota, Metazoa, Chordata, Lepidosauria, Squamata, Natricidae. The transcript has 18 exons. Gene Ontology annotation, biological process: regulation of chromosome segregation; regulation of mitotic nuclear division. Gene Ontology annotation, cellular component: chromosome; nucleus. Gene Ontology annotation, molecular function: protein binding.